Drosophila serrata is the source of this 2878-nucleotide messenger RNA. It is a transcript of the gene Trl, whose product is annotated as Trithorax-like. Gene Ontology annotation, biological process: regulation of transcription by RNA polymerase II. The record is from RefSeq and is a predicted model, not a curated record. Gene Ontology annotation, cellular component: nucleus. Gene Ontology annotation, molecular function: protein binding. NCBI's taxonomy places the organism in Eukaryota, Metazoa, Arthropoda, Insecta, Diptera, Drosophilidae.
AAAGAAAAAAUGCGGCUGUGAACUCUGCAAGAGUCCGAAAUGUACAAGAUGUACUGAUCUCGUUACACUCACACACGCACGCAAAACACAUGGCGGUCGCUCUUGGUUGCUCCCGCUCCCUCUUCCGCUUCCUCCAACCCCACCCCCAAUCCAUCUCCCCCACGCAUACACAGACGCGAGACACGAGACUCAGAAUGCAACUCACAGAAAAAUCGAUGAGCGAGACAGUGAAGGGAGUGUGAGCUACAGAGUUCAAAGAGCGCAGUGAGAGGAGUAGGAAAAUGGGGAGGAGUGGUAAAUGACAUUUGAAGAGAUUGGCAUUGGUCUUUAUUAAGAGGAAGAAGAAGAAGGUGGUUGGAUGGUUUGUUGUUCUACAACUCUGAGCAGCGCUUACUAAUUAAAUGUCCAAGAGAGGGAGUGAGAGUGGAAGCGGGAGCGGGAGCGUGAGAACUGGCUGAGCGGUACUAGUGAGUAAGUAACACACCAUGCAAGCACCCAGUUGUGAUGUUGGCUGGCGUAAAUGCCAACGAUUUGGAGGCAUUGCUGGAGUUUGUCUACCGCGGCGAGGUGAGCGUUGACCAUGCCCAGCUCCCGUCGCUACUGCAGGCUGCCCAGUGCCUCAAUAUCCAGGGACUGGCACCGCAGACAGUGACCAAGGAUGACUACACCACGCACUCGAUACAACUUCAGCAUAUGAUUCCGCAACACCAUGACCAGGACCAACUGAUUGCCACAAUUGCCACGGCUCCCCAACAAACGGUACAUGCCCAAGUGGUGGAGGAUAUCCAUCACCAGGGACAGAUUCUACAGGCAACGACCCAGACCAAUGCAGCAGGACAACAGCAAACGAUUGUGACAACGGACGCGGCUAAGCAUGACCAGGCAGUGAUUCAGGCAUUCCUCCCAGCACGAAAACGGAAGCCACGUGUUAAGAAAAUGUCACCAACGGCACCGAAAAUCAGCAAAGUUGACGGAAUGGAUACGAUUAUGGGCACACCGACCUCUUCGCACGGCUCGGCACAGGGAUCAGUACAACAGGUUCUAGGUGAAAACGGAGCCGAAGGCCAACUAAUGUCGUCAACACCGAUCAUCAAGAGCGAAGGACAAAAGGUGGAGACAAUUGUGACCAUGGACCCCAAUAAUAUGAUACCGGUAACGUCAGCCAAUGCUGCCACGGGCGAGAUAACAACGGCACAAGGAACUACAGGCCCAUCCGGCGGUGGCACAACCAGCGGCACCACAUCUACACCCAAGGCAAAACGAACUAAGCAUCCGCCUGGAACGGAAAAACCACGGUCGCGAUCACAAUCGGAACAACCAGCUACUUGCCCCAUUUGCUAUGCUGUCAUUCGGCAAUCUAGGAACUUGCGAAGACAUCUUGAGCUGCGGCACUUUGCCAAGCCGGGAGUCAAAAAGGAAAAGAAAACACCCAGCGGCAAGAAGUCGGGCAAUGGAUCUAGCGCUUCGGGAUCUGGUGGUGGCGGUACCCUAAGCUCCAGUGGUGGGGUACCCCAGGUGCAAGCUGUGCAGUCCUUGCAUACGUUGCAGGGUGUGCAAGUUAAAAAGGAUCCCGAUGCCCAACAACAGCAGCAGCAACAGCAACAGCAGCAGCAACAGCAGCAGCAACAACAGCAGCAACAACAGGCAAUGGCAGUGAGUGGCUCGGCGGGCGGACAAGUGCAACAACAGCAACAGGUGCAGCAGGUUCAAGUGCAGCAACAGCAACUACAACAUCACCAAAUCAUUGACUCCUCCGGCAACAUAACCACGGCAACGACGAGCGCCCAAGCGGCGGCAGCAGCUCAACAGCAGGCAGCCGCCGGUCAGCAGCAGCAGCAGCAACAACAGCUUGUGGCGCAGUCUGGCGAUGGCAGCGAGAGUGGUGGAACACCGUUGUCCAUUGCCCAGGUGCAGACGCUGCAGGGUCAUCAGAUCAUAGGCAAUAUUAAUCAGGUGAAUAUGACUGAUUUCCAACAGCAACAACAACAGCAGCAGCAGCAGCAGCAACAACAGCAGCAGCAGCAAACACAACAACCACAACAGACGCUUUGAUUGGACGGAAAAACGUAGUUAGAUCCAUUAUGUACUAUUAUUAUUUUUGGAUUUGCCAAAACAAAACGCUUUAAGUAAUGCGUAGACCAAUUCUAAAUUAAUUCUUCAAAUUUAUUGAAGAUACUAAAAUCCCUUUAAGAUAUCAGAAGAGCCUUAUAUCUUCUGAUUUCUGCAUGGGACCACCUUUUAGUUGUACAAUUUUAUUGACUUUACAUGUUGUUUUUCCUCCUACAAUUUAUUUUCUCUAUACAUUUAUAUUUAGUUUUGUUGCUAGAGUUUAAUGUUGUAGGUGCGCCACGGUUAUUGGAAUUCACAUGCAUAUUUUAAAACAUAUAUACAUAUAUAUAUCUCUUUUUAUACAACUUUAUAUAUUUGUUUUGUAACAGAGCUUGUAAAUAAGAGUUGAUCGUUUAAUCGAUCGUCAGAUUCUUAAUUCAACAGAAGAGUAAUUAAGUUGAGAGAAAAACCCCGUAAACUUUUAUUUACUAGCUCUGUUUUGUAUAGUUUUAACCCCAAGUCCUAUGCCCCCAGAGGUUCUCUAGUGUCGUGAUUAGAGAAAGAUGCUCUUGCUCUCGGUUUGCCAGCUGGGUUGGCCCCGAGCGAUGGCACCUUGAUGUGUUGAGUUUUAUAUAAAUACGUUAAACAUGCCUUAAAUUAGUCCGAUAAUCCCAAAUAAUAAUGUUGAAUUACUUAAAAAUGAAAACAGCUCAAAAAGAAGAGUUGAACUGAUCAAAUAAGAAAGCUCGCUCACAUGGGUUUUAUCCCCCAAAAACCCUUUCUUUUUAUGGGAUUUUAUUUCCCCGCUUUGGGUUUUAGUUUGUUUUAU